AUGCGUUCCACAACCACUUACCUGACUUGCUUGGCUUUGUUAGCGAAGGCCGUGUCUGCGGUUCCUGUAUGGGGACAAUGUGGAGGCAUCGGAUGGACUGGAUCAACGGUUUGCGACACAGGAUCCACUUGCACAAGAGUAAACGAUUAUUACUACCAAUGCCUUCCCGGUAGCGCCGGAACCACUACGGCACCAUCACAAACUUCCACCAGUUCAACAACCCAGCCGACCGGAGGUGCCAAUAUUCCGCGUGGUGUCUUGACCAAGAUCACUAACUUUGGAAGCAACCCUACCAAUGUAGAGAACUUUGUUUAUGUUCCUACAACACUCAAGUCUAAGCCGGGUCUCCUUGCUGCAAUUCAUUAUUGUACAGGUACCGCUCAAGCAUACUACUCUGGCACCCAGUACAAGCAACUGGCUGACCAGUAUGGCUUCAUCGUCCUAUACCCCGAUGCUCCCGACAGUGGAGGAUGCUGGGACGUUCAUAGCACCGCCACACUCACCCAUGAUGCUGGCGGCGACUCUCUCGGAAUCGCCAGUGCGCUUCGAUACCUCAUUUCCCAAUACGGCGUCGACACCAGCAAGGUCUUCGCAACCGGAACAUCGUCAGGAGCAAUGAUGACCAACGUGCUGGCGGGUGCUUACCCCGACCUGAUCCGUGCUGGUGCAGCAUUCGCAGGUGUUCCAUACGGCUGCUUCGCUGGCUCUGGCAUGUGGAACAGCCAGUGCUCUUCUGGCCAACUGAUCAAAACCGCUCAACAGUGGGGAGACCAAGCUCGCUCCGGUUACCCUGGCUACACCGGGGCCCGACCCAAGAUGCAGCUCUGGCAUGGAUCCGUCGACACGACUCUUAACACCCAGAACUUCUAUGAGGAGAUCAAGCAGUGGACCAAUGUGUUCGGUGUCAGCCAGACCCCAACUGCUACCACUCAAAACUGGCCACUUCCCAACUGGACCAAGACCGAAUAUGGCCCUAAUGUUCAGGCGAUCAUUGCCAGCGGUGUUGACCACAACAUUCCAGUGCAGGCGACGCAGGUUAUUCAGUGGAUGGGGUUGGACAAGUAA
Rhizoctonia solani is the source of this 1065-nucleotide messenger RNA. RefSeq names its product carbohydrate esterase family 1 protein. The coding region runs from base 1 to 1065 and encodes 354 amino acids. Gene Ontology annotation, biological process: carbohydrate metabolic process. Gene Ontology annotation, cellular component: extracellular region. Lineage: Eukaryota; Fungi; Basidiomycota; Agaricomycetes; Cantharellales; Ceratobasidiaceae. Gene Ontology annotation, molecular function: cellulose binding; hydrolase activity. The transcript is spliced from 4 exons. The record is from RefSeq and is a predicted model, not a curated record.